Molecule: messenger RNA, 8596 nt
Organism: Balaenoptera acutorostrata (minke whale)
Lineage: Eukaryota; Metazoa; Chordata; Mammalia; Artiodactyla; Balaenopteridae
Gene: DMBT1
Product: deleted in malignant brain tumors 1
Exons: 57
Coding region: 2-8218 (2738 amino acids)
Cellular component (GO): membrane
Source: RefSeq, a predicted model, not a curated record
AAUGGGGAUCUCCACAGUCAUCCUUGAAAUAUGUCUUUUAUGGGGUCAAGUUCUAUCUACAGCAACAUCAACAGUGAGCGACACCAGAGAAACUGCUUUUCGGGAGACACAGACACUCAGCUCUGUUUCUGAAUCAGAUCUUCCCAGAACACGUGACCCAUGGCUUCUCCACACCACAGAUGAUGCUUUGUUUGUCACGGAGGAACCCUCAACAGCAAGUGCAGCAGAAGCUUCCCAGCCCCAGUCCACGCUCCUGCCAGCCUCCUGGCAGACCUUAUCCUCACCUGCUCCGUCACCAACAGGGACCGAAUUGGCUUUGGCCCUGAGGCUGGUGAAUGGAGGUGACAGGUGUCAGGGCCGGGUGGAGGUCCUGUACCGAGGCUCCUGGGGCACCGUGUGUGACGACAGCUGGGACACCAACGACGCCAACGUGGUCUGCAGGCAGCUGGGCUGUGGCUGGGCCACGUCAGCCCCAGGAAAUGCCCAGUACGGUCAGGGCUCAGGGCCCAUCGUCCUGGACGACGUGGGUUGCUUGGGGCAUGAGAGCUACCUUUGGAGCUGCCCUCACAGUGGCUGGAACACACACAACUGUGGACACAGCGAGGACGCCAGUGUCGUCUGCUCAGGUUGUAGUCUUCAGAAUACACUUGGACCUGAUGGAGUGGUUUCCCGUCUCCUUCCAGGAACUGAAUCAGGUUUGGCCCUGAGGCUGGUGAAUGGAGGUGACAGAUGUCAGGGCCGGGUGGAGGUCCUGUACCGAGGCUCCUGGGGCACUGUGUGUGACGACAGCUGGGACACCAACGACGCCGACGUGGUCUGCAGGCAGCUGGGCUGUGGCUGGGCCACGUCGGCACCAGGAAAUGCCCGGUACGGUCAGGGCUCAGGGCCCAUCAUCCUGGACGACGUGCACUGCUCGGGGCACGAGAGCUACCUGUGGAGCUGCCCUCACAGUGGCUGGAACACACACAACUGUGGACACAGCGAGGACGCCAGUGUCGUCUGCUCAGGUUGGUCUCAAAUAAGCUGGGUUCCUCCGGACCUCUUCCUCCGGAAGACACAGGAGAGUGCAUUUUCCCGUCUCCUUCCAGGAACUGAAUCAGGUUUGGCCCUGAGGCUGGUGAAUGGAGGUGACAGGUGUCAGGGCCGGGUGGAGGUCCUGUACCGAGGCUCCUGGGGCACCGUGUGUGACGACAGCUGGGACACCAACGACGCCAACGUGGUCUGCAGGCAGCUGGGCUGUGGCUGGGCCACGUCGGCCCCAGGAAAUGCCCGGUACGGUCAGGGCUCAGGGCCCAUCGUCCUGGACGACGUGGGCUGCUCGGGGCACGAGAGCUACCUGUGGAGCUGCCCUCACAACCCCUGGAACACACACAACUGUGGACACAGCGAGGACGCCAGUGUCGUCUGCUCAGGUUGGUCUCAAAUAAGCUGGGUUCCUCCGGACCUCUUCCUCCGGAAGACACAGGAGAGUGCAUUUUCCCGUCUCCUUCCAGGAACUGAAUCAGGUUUGGCCCUGAGGCUGGUGAAUGGAGGUGACAGGUGUCAGGGCCGGGUGGAGGUCCUGUACCGAGGCUCCUGGGGCACCGUGUGUGACGACAGCUGGGACACCAACGACGCCAACGUGGUCUGCAGGCAGCUGGGCUGUGGCUGGGCCACGUCGGCCCCAGGAAAUGCCCGGUACGGUCAGGGCUCAGGGCCCAUCGUCCUGGACGACGUGGGCUGCUCGGGGCACGAGAGCUACCUGUGGAGCUGCCCUCACAACCCCUGGAACACACACAACUGUGGACACAGCGAGGACGCCAGUGUCGUCUGCUCAGAUGCCAGGCCCCAGUCCACGCUCCUGCCAGGUUGGUGGACUUCCGCAACUCCUGCCUAUGGAACUGAAUCAGGUUUGGCCCUGAGGCUGGUGAAUGGAGGUAACAGGUGUCAGGGCCGGGUGGAGGUCCUGUACCGAGGCUCCUGGGGCACCGUGUGUGACGACAGCUGGGACACCAACGACGCCAACGUGGUCUGCAGGCAGCUGGGCUGUGGCUGGGCCACGUCGGCCCCAGGAAAUGCCCGGUACGGUCAGGGCUCAGGGCCCAUUGUCCUGGACGACGUGCACUGCUCGGGGCACGAGAGCUACCUGUGGAGCUGCCCUCACAACCCCUGGAACACACACAACUGUGGACACAGCGAGGACGCCAGUGUCGUCUGCUCAGACUUGGAUCCUGCCGUAACGCUCCAGUCAUCAGGCCUGGGAACUGAAUCAGGUUUGGCCCUGAGGCUGGUGAAUGGAGGUGACAGGUGUCAGGGCCGGGUGGAGGUCCUGUACCGAGGCUCCUGGGGCACCGUGUGUGACGACAGCUGGGACACCAACGACGCCAACGUGGUCUGCAGGCAGCUGGGCUGUGGCUGGGCCACGUCGGCCCCAGGAAAUGCCCGGUACGGUCAGGGCUCAGGGCCCAUCGUCCUGGACGACGUGGGCUGCUCGGGGCACGAGAGCUACCUGUGGAGCUGCCCUCACAACCCCUGGAACACACACAACUGUGGACACAGCGAGGACGCCAGUGUCGUCUGCUCAGAUGCCAGGCCCCAGUCCACGCUCCUGCCAGGUUGGUGGACUUCCGCAACUCCUGCCUAUGGAACUGAAUCAGGUUUGGCCCUGAGGCUGGUGAAUGGAGGUAACAGGUGUCAGGGCCGGGUGGAGGUCCUGUACCGAGGCUCCUGGGGCACCGUGUGUGACGACAGCUGGGACACCAACGACGCCAACGUGGUCUGCAGGCAGCUGGGCUGUGGCUGGGCCACGUCGGCCCCAGGAAAUGCCCGGUACGGUCAGGGCUCAGGGCCCAUUGUCCUGGACGACGUGCACUGCUCGGGGCACGAGAGCUACCUGUGGAGCUGCCCUCACAACCCCUGGAACACACACAACUGUGGACACAGCGAGGACGCCAGUGUCGUCUGCUCAGAUGCCAGGCCCAGGUCCACACUCCUGCCAGGUUGGUGGACUUCCGCAACUCCUGCCAAUGGAACUGAAUCAGGUUUGGCCCUGAGGCUGGUGAAUGGAGGUGACAGGUGUCAGGGCCGGGUGGAGGUCCUGUACCGAGGCUCCUGGGGCACCGUGUGUGACGACAGCUGGGACACCAACGACGCCAACGUGGUCUGCAGGCAGCUGGGCUGUGGCUGGGCCACAUCGGCCCCAGGAAAUGCCCGGUACGGUCAGGGCUCAGGGCCCAUCGUCCUGGACGACGUGGGCUGCUCGGGGCACGAGAGCUACCUGUGGAGCUGCCCUCACAACCCCUGGAACACACACAACUGUGGACACAGCGAGGACGCCAGUGUCGUCUGCUCAGGUUGGUCUCAAAUAAGCUGGGUGUCCCUCUCUGGGGAUGCCAGGCCCAGGUCCACACUCCUGCCAGGUUGGUGGACUUCCGCAACUCCUGCCAAUGGAACUGAAUCAGGUUUGGCCCUGAGGCUGGUGAAUGGAGGUGACAGGUGUCAGGGCCGGGUGGAGGUCCUGUACCGAGGCUCCUGGGGCACCGUGUGUGACGACAGCUGGGACACCAACGACGCCAACGUGGUCUGCAGGCAGCUGGGCUGUGGCUGGGCCACAUCGGCCCCAGGAAAUGCCCGGUACGGUCAGGGCUCAGGGCCCAUCGUCCUGGACGACGUGGGCUGCUCGGGGCACGAGAGCUACCUGUGGAGCUGCCCUCACAACCCCUGGAACACACACAACUGUGGACACAGCGAGGACGCCAGUGUCGUCUGCUCAGAUGCCAGGCCCCAGUCCACGCUCCUGCCAGGUUGGUGGACUUCCGCAACUCCUGCCUAUGGAACUGAAUCAGGUUUGGCCCUGAGGCUGGUGAAUGGAGGUGACAGGUGUCAGGGCCGGGUGGAGGUCCUGUACCGAGGCUCCUGGGGCACCGUGUGUGACGACAGCUGGGACACCAACGACGCCAACGUGGUCUGCAGGCAGCUGGGCUGUGGCUGGGCCACGUCGGCCCCAGGAAAUGCCCGGUACGGUCAGGGCUCAGGGCCCAUCGUCCUGGACGACGUGCACUGCUCGGGGCACGAGAGCUACCUGUGGAGCUGCCCUCACAACCCCUGGAACACACACAACUGUGGACACAGCGAGGACGCCAGUGUCGUCUGCUCAGAUGCCAGGCCCAGGUCCACACUCCUGCCAGGUUGGUGGACUUCCGCAACUCCUGCCUAUGGAACUGAAUCAGGUUUGGCCCUGAGGCUGGUGAAUGGAGGUGACAGGUGUCAGGGCCGGGUGGAGGUCCUGUACCGAGGCUCCUGGGGCACCGUGUGUGACGACAGCUGGGACACCAACGACGCCAACGUGGUCUGCAGGCAGCUGGGCUGUGGCUGGGCCACGUCGGCCCCAGGAAAUGCCCGGUACGGUCAGGGCUCAGGGCCCAUCGUCCUGGACGACGUGGGCUGCUCGGGGCACGAGAGCUACCUGUGGAGCUGCCCUCACAACCCCUGGAACACACACAACUGUGGACACAGCGAGGACGCCAGUGUCGUCUGCUCAGAUGCCAGGCCCAGGUCCACGCUCCUGCCAGGUUGGUGGACUUCCGCAACUCCUGCCUAUGGAACUGAAUCAGGUUUGGCCCUGAGGCUGGUGAAUGGAGGUGACAGGUGUCAGGGCCGGGUGGAGGUCCUGUACCGAGGCUCCUGGGGCACCGUGUGUGACGACAGCUGGGACACCAACGACGCCAACGUGGUCUGCAGGCAGCUGGGCUGUGGCUGGGCCACGUCGGCCCCAGGAAAUGCCCGGUACGGUCAGGGCUCAGGGCCCAUCGUCCUGGACGACGUGCACUGCUCGGGGCACGAGAGCUACCUGUGGAGCUGCCCUCACAACCCCUGGAACACACACAACUGUGGACACAGCGAGGACGCCAGUGUCGUCUGCUCAGAUGCCAGGCCCCAGUCCACGCUCCUGCCAGGUUGGUGGACUUCCGCAACUCCUGCCUAUGGAACUGAAUCAGGUUUGGCCCUGAGGCUGGUGAAUGGAGGUGACAGGUGUCAGGGCCGGGUGGAGGUCCUGUACCGAGGCUCCUGGGGCACCGUGUGUGACGACAGCUGGGACACCAACGACGCCAACGUGGUCUGCAGGCAGCUGGGCUGUGGCUGGGCCACGUCGGCCCCAGGAAAUGCCCGGUACGGUCAGGGCUCAGGGCCCAUCGUCCUGGACGACGUGCACUGCUCGGGGCACGAGAGCUACCUGUGGAGCUGCCCUCACAACCCCUGGAACACACACAACUGUGGACACAGCGAGGACGCCAGUGUCGUCUGCUCAGAUGCCAGGCCCCAGUCCACGCUCCUGCCAGGUUGGUGGACUUCCGCAACUCCUGCCUAUGGAACUGAAUCAGGUUUGGCCCUGAGGCUGGUGAAUGGAGGUGACAGGUGUCAGGGCCGGGUGGAGGUCCUGUACCGAGGCUCCUGGGGCACCGUGUGUGACGACAGCUGGGACACCAACGACGCCAACGUGGUCUGCAGGCAGCUGGGCUGUGGCUGGGCCACGUCGGCCCCAGGAAAUGCCCGGUACGGUCAGGGCUCAGGGCCCAUCGUCCUGGACGACGUGGGUUGCUCGGGGCACGAGAGCUACCUGUGGAGCUGCCCUCACAACCCCUGGAACACACACAACUGUGGACACAGCGAGGACGCCAGUGUCGUCUGCUCAGCUGCACAGAUCAGUUCUACUACCCCAGAUUGGUGGCGUCCAUCAACUCCAACCACGGAAAGAACUGAAUCAGGUUUGGCCCUGAGGCUGGUGAAUGGAGGUGACAGGUGUCAGGGCCGGGUGGAGGUCCUGUACCGAGGCUCCUGGGGCACCGUGUGUGACGACAGCUGGGACACCAACGACGCCGACGUGGUCUGCAGGCAGCUGGGCUGUGGCUGGGCCACGUCGGCCCCAGGAAAUGCCCGGUACGGUCAGGGCUCAGGGCCCAUCGUCCUGGACGACGUGCGCUGCUCGGGGCACGAGAGCUACCUGUGGAGCUGCCCUCACAGUGGCUGGAACACACACAACUGUGGACACAGUGAGGACGCCAGUGUCGUCUGCUCAGCUGCACAGAUCAGUUCUACUACCCCAGAUUGGUGGCGUCCAUCAACUCCAACCACGGAAAGCCCCUCUUCAAGUUGUGGUGGCUUCUUAUCCAGUGCCAGUGGGACAUUUUCCAGCCCAUCCUACCCUGGAUACUACCCCAACAAUGCCAACUGUGUCUGGGAAAUACAAGUGAACUCCAGCUACCUCAUUAACCUGGGCUUCAGCAGUCUGCAGUUGGAGAUGCACAGUAGUUGCAGGUUUGAUUAUGUUGAAAUCUUUGAUGGAUCAUUGAGCAGCAAUGUUUCGCUGAGGAAAAUUUGUAAUUACACCAGGGAUAUAUUCACCUCUUCUUACAACCGAAUGACUAUUCGAUUUCGAAGUGAUGUCAGUAUCCAAAACACUGGCUUUUCCGCUUGGUAUAACUCCUUUCCAAGAGACGCCAGCUUGAGAUUGGUCGAUUGGAACUCCUCCCAUCCUGCAUGUGCCGGGCGUGUGGAAAUUUACCACGGUGGCCAGUGGGGAACAGUGUGUGAUGACAACUGGGGCAUUCAGGAUGCCCAGGUGGUGUGCAGACAGCUGGGGUGUGGCUAUGCAGUAUCAGCCCCAGGAAACGCCUAUUUUGGCUCCGGCUCUGGCCCCAUCACCUUGGAUGACGUGGAGUGCUCAGGGGUGGAAUCUAACCUCUGGCAGUGCCGGAACCGAGGCUGGUUCUCCCAUAACUGUGCCCACCACGAAGACGCUGGGGUCAUUUGCACAGGAACCUAUACAACCACACCUGAUCCUGUUUACAACCUCACCCGCCCAGCCACAAAUUAUACCUGCGGAGGCUUCCUGUCCCAAUCUUCAGGGAGCUUCUUCAGCCCAUUCUACCCUGGGAACUAUCCGAACAGCGCCAAGUGUGUGUGGGACAUUGAAGUUCAGAACGACUACCGUGUGACUGUGGUCUUCAGAGAUGUCCAGCUUGAAGGCGGCUGUAACUACGAUUAUAUUGAAGUGUUUGACGGCCCUUACCACAGUUCCCCUCUGCUCGCCCGGGUUUGUGAUGGGGCAAGGGGCUCCUUCACCUCGUCGUCCAACUUCAUGUCCAUUCGCUUCAUCAGCGAUGGCAGCGUCACGAAGAGAGGGUUCCAGGCUGAAUACUACUCCAGAUUUUUCAAUGGGAGCACAAAGCUGCUUUGCCUGCAGAAUCACAUGCGAGCCAGCGUGAGCGUGGGCUACCUCCUGUCCCUGGGCUACUCUGCCAGAGACCUUGUCAUUCCCGGCUGGGACAGGAACUACCAGUGUCAGCCCCAGAUUGCCUCGAGCCAGGUGACCUUCACGGUUCCCUACUCCGGCUGUGGCAGCACCCAGCAGGUGGAUAAUGAUACCAUCACCUACUCCAACUUCCUCAAAGCAGCUGUUUCGAGUGGCAUCAUCAAGAGGAGGAAGGACCUCCUCAUUCACAUCAGCUGCAAAAUGCUCCAGAACACCUGGGUUAACACGAUGUACAUUGCUAAUGACACCCUCGAGAUCAAGAACAUACAAUACAGCAAUUUUGACGUGAACAUUUCCUUUUAUACAUCCCCUUCAUUCUUAUAUCCUGUGACCAGCAGCCCAUACUAUGUGGACCUGAACCAGGAUUUGUACCUUCAGGCUGAAAUCCUCCAUUCUAACGCCUCCCUGGCCUUAUUUGUGGACACCUGUGUGGCGUCACCAGAUCCCAAUGACUUUACAUCUUUGACUUAUGAUCUCAUCCGGAGUGGGUGUGUGAAGGAUGAAACCUACCAAUCCUACCAGCAGCCCUCACCCAACGUCCUCCGCUUCAAGUUCAGUUCCUUCCACUUCCUGAGCCGCUUCCCUUCCGUGUACCUGCAGUGCAAGAUGGUCGUGUGCAGGGCGUACGAUGCCUCGUCCCGCUGCAGCAGAGGCUGCAUCGUGAGGGCCAAGAGGGGCGUGGGCUCCUACCAGGAGAAGGUGGAUGUCGCCCUGGGACCCAUCCUGCUGCAGGUCCCGCACGCUGAGAAGAGGAGCCUGGACCGGCCAGAGGUUGACCUGGAAGAGGAGGCCAGCGCUCAGGGGAGCUCCCACAGUGCCACCAUCCUUGCUGGGGUCUUCCUGCUCGUGCUCUUGGCCGUAGCAGCCUUCGCACUGGGGAGGAGCACCCGUGCUGUCCGUGGCCUGCCUCUGAGCUCUAGGAUGUGAAGCAGGGGAACACACGCGAUGCUCGGACGCAGGGCCCCACGCUCCUGAGCCCGUACGAGGAGGGGAGAAACCAGUGUCCAGAGCUUGGCACCCAGAGCACCCAACUCUGGCCCAGGUGCACAGUGGUGGGUGGAGGUGGGGGUGAGAAAGAUGGGAGCAGGUUUUCCCAGAAACACAGACUUGGUGCCGGGACAAAAUGUCAGGCAAGCAGGUGCUGGAACCUAAAAUCCCACGUGAAGCAGUUAGCCGCACACUGGGAGCGGCAGCGCUUGUUGUAGAUAGAAUUUCUUUUCUGACUUUUUAUGAACCAGCUUCUUUGGCCUGUAGUGUAUAUCUUAGCCUUUUCUUAUUAUAGGACAAGCCAAAUAAAGAACUUUU